AUGCCUGCCGCAUCUGAAUCCUCAAUGGAAACGUUGGAGAUUCACUCAAAAGAUUUCUUGAUCAAGUGGAUCAGUGCUCCAGAAAACUCCACCAUAGAUUGGCAAGUGAAACCAUUGAAAAAAUCCAUCAAUUUCUCAUUUUACCAACGGAAGGACGACAAUUCUUCAUCCCAAUCCUCUUUUGAUGUAUCGGAAAAGAGUACACCUUCCAGUGAUUUACCACCACCUCAAAUAAGAACUAGAACAGGGUCAACAGCAUCAGUAAAUCAGUUUAAAAAGUCGAAUGAUGUGUACAAGUCAAAAUCAAGAACCUCCACUUUGUCUUCAAUUGGCCAAUCUGACUUAUCUUUAGUCAAGAAUUACAACAAAUUGAUUGCCAAUGAGCUAGUUCAUGGGAAAUUUCACACCGAAACAGGAGGAAUGUUUGCAUUUGUUUUUGACAACUCAUUUUCCAAGACUAUUGCCAAAUCAGUUGAGUUUUAUGCACAUGUUGUGGCUACUGACUUGCCACAAGAAGAAAAAAUUGAGCACAAUGACCAGCAUGUGUUUGACGACAAUGCAGACAACUCUCUUGCUGGGGAGGUUUUGCAAAGUGUCAUGAUGAAAAAGAGAAGAAAGAAGUUGCAAGGGUUUGUCAAGCGUUAUUUUGUCUUGAACUUGAAGAGAGGGUCUUUGUCCUAUUUCAAAGUUGACGAUAACAAAUUGAGGGGUCAAAUGCCUGUUAAAGAAGCAAUCAUAUCUGCAAACCCUUCUAAUCGACAAUUUAUUAUCGACUCCGGUAUGGAGGUGUGGCACUUGAAAGCAGUAAACCAAGCAGAUUUCAAAGCUUGGGUCAACGCAUUCAACGCAAUCAAGAAACAAGAAGGGCCAAGUGCAGUGACGACUACUUCAAAAUCUCCUACACCAAAGUCACCUACCGAACUAAACUUGAUUUUACAAAAAUUGGACAAAUUGAAACUCGAAAAUCCAUCACCUUUGGUGGCGGAGAUUUACCAAGAUGUUUUGAAUUUGAGCAAUAGAAGAGGCGGAGAAGUACACGACGGUCCAGGUCCUAAUGGUGACUUGCAAUCGGUUCACACAUCAGAGUUUUAUGAUGCAGAUGAAGAAUUUGAUGAUGACGGAGUUCAAUUCCUUGACAAUGAAGAAUAUGCACCACAGCAAGAAGACGAAGAUUUGGAAGUGGAUGAAAGCUCAUCGGAAGAAGAAGAGGAUUAUGAUGAUCAAUAUCUCAACAGAAGACAUUCUCGCUUAAGUGAAACUGCAACAGGAGCAGCAGGAGCAGCAGGAGCUGCAGGAGCUGCUGCAAUUGACCAGACUCGGAACCAAUACAAUACAGAUAACAAACAAGACAUACCUUUUCCAACAGUUGGUGGCGAAAAUGACUUGUAUCCAUUACCUCACGAACCUGUUGCGCGUGAUUAUGAUAUCCCUGCUUGUAAGCACUCGCCACCAUCGCUUCUCAGUUUUGUUCGUAAAAAUGUUGGUAAAGAUUUGUCAACCAUUGCUAUGCCUGUAACGUACAACGAACCCACCACUGUGCUUCAAAAGUUUGCUGAAAUGCUUGAAUAUCCUCAAAUUGUCACCAAUGCGGUUGAAUCAGAAUUUGAAGGCGACAAUGGAGAAAAAAUCUUGAGAAUUGCUGCAUUUGCAUUGAGUUCGCUCUCUUCACAAAGAGCCAAAGAGAGAAACAAGAGGAAACCAUUCACACCAUUAUUGGGAGAGACUUAUGAAUUGGUGAGAGAAGAUUUAGGCUUCAGAUUAGUUUCCGAAAAGGUCAGUCAUAGACCUCCUGUCUUUGCCUUCCAUGUCGACACCGAGAACUGGACCAUGGACUUUGCCUUAUCGCCAACUCAAAAGUUCUGGGGUAAGCAAUCUGAAGUAACCACAAAGGGGUUAGUGGUGUUGACUGACAAGUUAAGUGGUGAAAAGUUUACUUGGAACCAACCAACAACAAUGAUCAAGAACAUUAUAGCGGGAGAAACGUACGCUGAGCCAAAUGGAACAAUCACCAUCAAGUCUUCGAAAGGAUACAAGGCGGUUGCCGAAUUUGCUAAAGGUGGAAUGUGGAGCGGAAGAUCCGAGGAUGUUGAAGUCAAGGCAUUUGACAAGUCCAAAAAGGAGUUGCCAUACACCGUGUCUGGAAAAUGGACAGAGCAAUUCAUUCUCAAGACAAAGUCAACUGAAAAGAGUAUAUGGCAAGCUGGUGAAUUGUUACCCAAUUAUCAGAAAAAGUAUGGUUUCACCACCUUUGCAGGAACUUUGAACAAGAUCACCGAGAUUGAACAAGGAUUCAUUCCACCUACUGAUUCAAGAUUCAGACCAGACUUACAAGCAUACGAAAAAGGCGACGCCGAUAAAGCUGAAGAGUUGAAGAAUAAGCUUGAACAAGAUCAACGUGUAAGAAGAAAACAAAUGGAAGAGAGCGGCACAGAACAUGUACCUCAAUUUUUCCGUUUUGUUGGUGAUAAAGGCGAACCUGCCGAUGAAGGUGCUUGGGAACUCAUCACUGGGGAAAAGAGUUAUUGGAACAGGAGAAAGAAUCAAGAUUGGCAAGGGUUGGUCCAAUUGUGGUGA
Lodderomyces theae is the source of this 2574-nucleotide messenger RNA. RefSeq names its product oxysterol-binding protein related protein (gene OSH3). Gene Ontology annotation, biological process: endocytosis; ER to Golgi ceramide transport; exocytosis. Bases 1 to 2574 code for a protein of 857 amino acids. Gene Ontology annotation, molecular function: sterol binding. The transcript has a single exon. The record is from RefSeq and is a predicted model, not a curated record. NCBI's taxonomy places the organism in Eukaryota, Fungi, Ascomycota, Pichiomycetes, Serinales, Debaryomycetaceae. Gene Ontology annotation, cellular component: perinuclear endoplasmic reticulum; plasma membrane; cytosol.